This is a messenger RNA of Pelobates fuscus (common spadefoot toad), 2519 nucleotides long. It is a transcript of the gene LRRIQ4, whose product is annotated as leucine rich repeats and IQ motif containing 4. The transcript has 6 exons. The record is from RefSeq and is a predicted model, not a curated record. Gene Ontology annotation, molecular function: protein binding. Bases 121 to 1893 code for a protein of 590 amino acids. NCBI's taxonomy places the organism in Eukaryota, Metazoa, Chordata, Amphibia, Anura, Pelobatidae.
CAAUGGAGUCUCCCUUUCCAGGACUCAGCUGAUACUUUUGUAUCAACUUCUCCUCUCACUGACUAUUCUAACGCUGAAAUCUGGGCACCUGCAGAUUGCCUCUAACAUACAUCUGCUAGAAUGCCUCAGUCUAGUCAAAACACCCCUCACAAGAUACUGAAUGUUCGCUUUUCAAAUGCUGUCACAUCGAUUUUGGUGGAUACUAAUGAGCAGUUUUUGGAGACAAUUCAAAUCAAACAAGAUUCGGAGCCAAAGGAUGAGUUACCAAGGCAGCUGCAACUUCGUGUACACUUCCUGGAUUCAGCACAAAAAGACCAUAACACAAUCCCUACCUCUGUUUUACUUCUGGAAGAACUUGAAGAGCUGCACUUGGAGAAGAACCAAAUUGAAUCCAUCCCAAAAGAGAUUAGCCAUCUUCAGAAUAUUAAGGUUCUCUACCUGAAUAAUAAUAACAUCACGCAUAUAUGUGACGAGCUAGGAGAACUGCAGCAUCUCUACAGCCUGGAUCUGAGCAGCAACCCCCUCUAUUAUAAGACAUUAAACAUCAUUAGCAACGUACAUUACCUCCGGGAACUUAGACUUUACAAUAUAAACCUGGAAGAGUUUCCAUUGGAGAUAUGCAAAAAACUUCAUCACCUGCAACUCCUUGGACUGUCUAGCAACUAUUUAAAGUGCCUCCCACCAGAAAUCACUAAUCUUAUACAUCUGAAAGAAAUUUAUUUGAAAAACAAUACAUUUGAGGAUUUUCCGGUACCGAUCUGCUCCCUUACUAAUCUAGAAGUUGUUGACCUUGAAAGAAAUUCACUAACGUCAAUACCUGUUCAAAUUGGUUCCUUAACAAGACUUCAGAAACUUUUUGUAGGCUCUAAUAACAUUUUGUCCAUACCAAAGUCCCUCUGUCAUUGUACAAGGUUGUCUGUGAUUGACCUGUCUAAUAACCACAACCUCAGAAAGCUUCCUCAUAAUUUCCCUGAUCUGAAAGAUCUGAACGAGUUGUCUCUGUCACAUAAUGAAAUGAAGAUAUUUCCAUCGCCACUGUGCCAAGUGAAUUCUCUCUGCGUUCUAUACGUUAAAAAUUCAUGCCUAAAGACAUUACCACCAGCUAUUAGUGACAUGAAAUCUAUCCAGAUUCUAGAUCUAAGUCAAAACAAGCUAACAGAUUUUCCCACUGCAAUCUGUAUGCUAAAGAAUCUUCAGAUGCUGUCUCUGGAUGACAAUUUAAUAAGUAUGAUUCCAUCAGAAGUGAAGUUGCUUACCAAACUUAAUUUCCUGGGACUAAGUGGAAACAGGUUUAUUGCUUUUCCGGAGCAAAUAUGUGGGAUUGAAUCCUUGGAAAAAUUAUAUUUAGGACAAGAUCGGGGGAUCAAACUUUCCAAAUUACCAGAAAGUGUAUCUCUCCUAAAGAAUUUGAAAGAAUUGUACAUUGAAAACAAUAAUCUGCAAUUUCUGCCAUCAACCUUAAACCAAAUGCAACAUUUACAUGUUCUGGAUUGUCAUAAUAACCUUCUCAAACAACUACCAGAGACAAUCUGCCAAUUACAAGGUUUGCAGAAGCUGCUUCUUCAUAACAAUCAACUGUCUGGGGUACCAUGCAACCUGGACAUGUUGCAGACGCUCGAGGUGUUGCUUUUAGAAGAAAAUCCCUUGACUGAUCCACCCAUUGAAUUGUGCAGCCUCGGAAAAUCUGCUGUUUGGGAAUAUCUGAAGCAAAAGAGACGUAAAAAUGUGUUGGCCACAAAGAUCCAGGCAAGGUGGCGAGGACAAAUGGUACGGAAAGGACUUGGACCAUUCGCUUAUUUACGCAACAUAAAUCAAAAAGGAAAGAAAACGAAAAAGGACAAGAAAACAAAGGGGCAAGCAAAGAAACCUCAAGGGAAAGGAAAGAAGAAGUGAACGUGACAAAAUAGUUCCUUUCUAAUAGGAGUCCUGGAAUUUAAAAAAUGUCAGUCUUAAACUAGGAAAUACACCUCAACCUCAUGAAAUAGUAUAUCUAGCCUUGCAUUUGUUUCACUUACAUGUACUCAUUGAAGUAGCCUUUAAUUGCAAUAUGUACAUUUGUAUUCACUCCUAAACCUGCACAUAAUGAAUUAGAUCUUCUAAUUAUUACUAAUCAGAAAUUUGAAACAAUGUUUAAUAACUGUUUGAGUCAGAAUUGAUGAGAGGGCAAUGUUAUGACUACAAUGAAUCAGGUAGUUAUGCAAAUGUAAUAUUUAGUUUUUUUAUGUCAUUUCUUUUGCCAUAAGCACAGACAGGGAUUCCCAUGGACCCAAUGCUGAAUAUGUUGACAUUUAGUAACAGAAGAGGUUAAAUCAUCAAGAAAUGGGGGGCGGAGCUACACAGCACUCUGAGGAAGACGCACCUUCCCGCAGCUCCGAGAACUAUUUCAACAUAAUCGCCCCUAACACUGCAGAAACCAGAGACAUCAGUACGCAACUACCUCCAACAAGACAGGGAGGUGAUAGCGAAUCGGCGGAUGCCCUUCAUCUCCCCCGCAAGCGCUAAAACUGGCGCCGAGGUCU